Phragmites australis (common reed) is the source of this 1703-nucleotide messenger RNA. Its product is annotated as E3 ubiquitin-protein ligase CCNB1IP1 homolog. Lineage: Eukaryota; Viridiplantae; Streptophyta; Magnoliopsida; Poales; Poaceae. Gene Ontology annotation, biological process: chiasma assembly. The coding region runs from base 328 to 1212 and encodes 294 amino acids. The record is from RefSeq and is a predicted model, not a curated record. The transcript is spliced from 10 exons.
GACGCAGGACGCUGGUCACCUCCGUAGCACGGGGACGGAGAGCAGAGGUCAAAAUUUUCAAAUCACGACGCCAAAACACACACGGAGCCGCCACCGCCGCCGCCACCCCAAAGCCCCAAUUCCCCUCCCGCUCCUCCUCCCGGUCGCCGCGAUGCGGGAGCCCUAGCUCCCAGGACCCGAGAGACUCGCGGCGGCGUCCUCGCUCGUCAACCCCCGCCGCCGCGGCCAUCCGCCAGCUCGGCGCGCCCCUCCUCUUGCCCCCCCUCACCGCGGGCGCGCACGCGCGAGGUUUGGACAACUUUGUAUUGCUGUCUUUAACUCACCAAUAUGAAGUGCAACGCUUGCUGGCGGGAAUUGGAAGGGCAAGCCAUAUCAACCACUUGCGGUCAUCUUUUAUGUACUGAGGAUGCGAAGAAAAUAUUGAGUAAUGAUGGUGCAUGUCCAAUAUGUGAUCAAGUGCUUUCGAAAAGCCUUAUGAAACCAGUGGAUGUAGAUCCAAGUGAUGAUUGGACAAAUAUGGCAAUGGCUGGGAUUCCUCCACAAAUACUCAUGAAGAGUGCAUACAGAAGCGUCAUGUUUUACAUUGGACAAAAGGAACUGGAGAUGCAGUACAAGAUGAACCAGGUUGUUAGUCAAUGUAGACAGAAGAUUGAACUUAUGCAGGGAAAGUUUACAGAGAAGAUAGAAGAACUGCACGCGGCAUAUCAAAAGAUGGCUAAAAAAUGCCAGUUGAUGGAACAGGAAAUUGAAAAUCUCACUAAGGAUAAGCAAGAGCUUCAAGAGAAAUUCGCAGAGAAAUCCAGACAGAAGAGGAAACUUGACGAGAUGUAUGAUAAACUAAGGACCGAGUAUGACUCUCUGAAACGUUCGGCCAUCCAACCUGCAAACAACCUCUUCCCAAGAGCUCAGCCAGACUUGUUCGCAGGCAUGCAUAACAUGAUGGAUGGCAGUAACCAUCUCAGGCAAGGGCGGAGAGAGGAGAUGUGGGCUGCAGCGCCACGGCAGCGACUCGCCAACUCUGAUACAUUUGAAAUGUCUGGGGGAUCUGGUCACAUGGGAGCACCUGCUGUUGAUGCUAGACCCCGGAAACCGGCUGGGCCUGUCUUUGGAGCUGGCAUGAACAAUCCUUCUGCAGCCUUGCGGAAUAUGUUAAUCUCACCAGUGAAGCGACCUCAGCUCUCACGAAACCGUCAACACAUGUUCACGCUGUAGAAUUGGACUGCGAGAUCUCAGCGAGCAUCUGUAAAUGAUGUGAUCAUUUGUUCAAAGCUGGAACAUAGAAACAAUUUGUCUUUGUUGAUGGCUUGAUGUGUAUGCCACAGCUAUUCCAGCAAUGAGUCCUGGGAUUCUGAUAGGUGUGAACGGUAACUCCAAAAUUGUGGCCUUGCCGGAUGUGCCUGUCAGCUACAUGUUACAGGUGAAAUAAAUUCUGCGUAAAGAUCAUGCAGGCUAGUUAUUGUCCAUGCAUUUCUGGGUGUGAUUGCUAGUCUCUGAUCAGUGUUCAGUACUGUAGCUUUAGGGCAGCCAAAAGUUCAAUGCAUCAUAACAGAAGUACCAUUAUUGUCGAUGAUGCUUUUGCUUACAAUCUGGUCAUGGCUGUUAACAGAGAUCACCACCAUGUGGGGACCAAGAUAUAGAUAUCGAGUACUUUCUGGAAAAGAUACGAUCUCACAUGUACCAUGCUAUCUAGACCAACCCAGCUA